Molecule: messenger RNA, 411 nt
Organism: Colletotrichum higginsianum IMI 349063
Lineage: Eukaryota; Fungi; Ascomycota; Sordariomycetes; Glomerellales; Glomerellaceae
Exons: 2
Coding region: 1-411 (136 amino acids)
Source: RefSeq, a predicted model, not a curated record
AUGGGAAUACUCGAGGUCUUCCAGGUGACGAGGAAAGAUUACCUACGCUUAAUAUUGGACCGGGAGAGGGGUGGCCCACUAAUGGCACGCCCCUACUGCUGUCCAAUCACUCCGUACCCUUUUUCCAACAUCCAGAAUCCCCAGCAACUUCAUCCGCGCAAAACUCUACCGACCACGCUCCUCGACAAUUUUCACUCGGCUUCAGCCCAACACUCAUUGGAAGAAAGAGCCUACAAGAACCUCUCCCCAAAGACCCGUCUGGGCGUCGGCGUCGCAGUCGUAGCCUGGGGCGCCGCCGGUCUUUACCUUUCUGACCAGGCUGAGGAGAAGUAUCAGCCGACACCGGAAGAGAAGGCCGUUGUCGACAAGUAUGUGCCCAAGGUCACCGUCGUCGACAGGUCCAAGGAGUAG